Messenger RNA from Mytilus trossulus (common blue mussel), 1052 nucleotides. RefSeq lists its product as uncharacterized. Gene Ontology annotation, molecular function: protein binding. The transcript has 4 exons. Lineage: Eukaryota; Metazoa; Mollusca; Bivalvia; Mytilida; Mytilidae. The coding region runs from base 97 to 993 and encodes 298 amino acids. The record is from RefSeq and is a predicted model, not a curated record.
CGGAAACAGGGUUCAUGUUUUACUUCCUGGUACACCAUUUUUAAGAAAAUUGAAACAGAAAAUUAAAAAUUAAACUGGAGUUUGCAGUGAACAUUUAUGCGUAAAUCCAGAAGGCGCCACAGAGAUUUAAGAACUCAGAAGUCGGACCACCAGAUGUUUGGCGCUAAACCUACGGGAUUUUUGUUUGGGUCACCUGUUGAAGCACCACAGACACCCGUGGAGAGGCAUGAUGUAUGUACUGAUGAGAUUGACAACAAAAAGCGUUUGUCUCUUUUUUCUCAGCACGAUUUAAUAAUUAAAAUCGAAAAUAUAAAACUGCACGUGAACAAAGAACAGCUGAUGGCCGAGUCACCAGUAUUUGAGAAAAUGUUUACGUCAGACUUUAAAGAAAAAGAUAAACAGGAAAUAGAAUUGGAAGGAAAAGACCUGAACAGUUUUGUUGACUUUCUAAGGUGCACUUUACCAGGAAUUGAUGAAAAAUUAACAGAUAAAACAGUUCAAUCGGUGAUUCCUCUGGCAGAUGAAUAUCAAACGUCCAGCACACUGCGAAAGGCUGAUCAGUUCCUUGCAGAGAAAACUAAAGCCAUUGGGGAUAAAAUAACUUCUGAACAAUUAAUCAAGAACAUCCUACAAGCAGAACUAUAUCAACUAACAUCUUUCCUAGAAGAAUCUCUAACCAUUGCCUCCAGGAAAUCGUUUGAAAAUUUUGUAAAAAAUCCAAAAUUUAAUGAAAUUACAUCUGAAACUAGGUUGAAAAUUUCUUUAAAGCGUUGGAGCGACAUGGAUGCAGUUUUCAAAUCAACAGGUCAUCUUAACCAUACAUCAGAAAGUGUUGAUUUCUAUAAGUUUUACGAUCAGCCGGUGCCGGCUACAUCGCAGUUACAAUCUACUAGCGGUGUGUUCGGUUCAGCCAGUGCCAUGCCGGGGUAUGGUAGUGGUUCACAACAAAGAGAUCUAACCAUUCGACUUAAACCGUUUAUGCAGACAAAUUAACCUAAAUGGUCGAAUUUGAUAUGAUUAGUAACUACUAUUGAUUAGCUUAUAACAUUCCU